Oryzias latipes (Japanese medaka) is the source of this 1086-nucleotide messenger RNA. Its product is annotated as claudin-34. Gene Ontology annotation, cellular component: bicellular tight junction; membrane. Lineage: Eukaryota; Metazoa; Chordata; Actinopteri; Beloniformes; Adrianichthyidae. The record is from RefSeq and is a predicted model, not a curated record. Gene Ontology annotation, molecular function: structural molecule activity.
CCCCGCCACACCCCCGAUAACACAGCAGGUAUGGACACCAGAAGAGGCAGGUACAGGUACAGGUGAGUUAUGAAGAAAAGUCCACUGCUGCGCAAACAUGCGUGAAGGAGCCGCUACUUUCUGAGGGAAUCUGUGAAUUCUACAAGUAUUAAGGGGGAGGGAUGGCUCACUGCUGAGGGUUGACGGGAAUGUUUCACCUCACACACACGGCUCACUGGCAGUUUCUGGGCCUGCUCACCGGGGUGGUGGCAUGGAUCCUCACCAUGGCAACAGCCGGCCUGAACGAGUGGCGGCUCUGGUACGUGUCCGACACCUCCAUCAUCAACUCGGGUGUGGCCUGGGUGGGCAUCUGGAGGGCGUGUUUCUACAGCCACGUCCUCUCCAGCACCGAGACCUGUCAGAGCAUCCGCUUCUCCGACGGCUUCGUUCCCGCCGAGAUCCCCGCGGCUCAGGUCCUCAUGAUCCUGGCUGCCAUCUUCGGCCUGGCGGGGAACAUAAGUGCUGCCGUGGCCAUGAGGCGGGCCUACUUCUCUGUGGAGGAACCAGGCAACAUCCGAGCCGUCUUUGUCCUAGCGGGGGCCUUGUAUCUGCUCACAGCAACCACGUCCAUGGUGCCACUGAUGUGGAACAUGAGCUCCGUGCUCAGAAACGACACCAUAGAGUUCCCCCCUGACUUCUACCUCCCCGCUGCUCCCGUCAAGCAGAGCGUGGGUGCAGCCAUCGGCGUGGGCAUCAUCGGCUCCGUCAUGAUGCUUUUAAGCGGGGUGCUGUUCCUCUGCUACCGGUAUGCGUGGCAGGCCCCUGAGAAAGCCACAGACCCCCUUCAUGGACCCUGGACGAUGACCACACUCUCCCAAAGUCCGGGGUCAUCAAGGGCGGUCAGCGAGGGCACAGACAAUCCUGCUUUCAUCACCGAAGAGGCCGAUGAAGCCCUGUGAUGCCUCUCUGCAGAACUCUUCAUGGACGCCCCAACAGAAACUGGAGUUAGGAGCAAAUUUAGGAAAUGUCCGUUCCCUAAUCCAAACUGUCUCAACGUAAGCAGAAUGAUGCUCUCUAUCUGAAAAAUAAAAAUGAUUCAAACCAGGA